AUGGAGCUGAAGAGAGGAAAGACUUUCAUCAAAUCCAGCCUGCAGAUUUCCCACGAGAAACCACCAGACCCAGCAGCCACUGCUCCAGCCAGGGAGGAUGCAGACCCCUGGUCAGCUUCUCUGGGAGGGCAGCAGAGGCCCCAUGAUGAGAAGAUGGCCCCCCAGGCCAGUCCCAGGACCCAAGGAUAUGACAGAUCCCCCAACAAGGGGGCAGAGCUGCUGGACCCCGAGGUGGGACCCACAGUCAUUUGUGGAUCCACCUUCAAACUGGUGCAGAAGAGCAAGACCCACGACAGUUUACCCGGGCCCAGCAGGGUGGCUGCUGCCACAGGGCAGAUGGUAGGCAGUGCGAGCUUCCCGGGGUCCCCCGGUGGCCAGCGCAUGAUAGACUACCGCCACUUUGUGCCCCAGAUGCCUUUUGUGCCAGCUGUGGCCAAGAGCAUCCCAAGAAAAAGGAUUUCCCUGAAACGGCCCAAGAAGUGCUUUCGGAACCUGUUCCACAUUCGCAGAAACAAGACUGAGAAUGUGGCCUCUCUAGCAGCCAAGGGGACGAGUCUGUCCUCCCCUGUGGGCCUGUCAGAGGCUGAAGGGCGCCAAGGCAAAGCCUUUCUUCCCCUGGGCGAGUGGCCGGGGCUGGAUGGCCUGGACCAGGACCUGUCCGACAGCGAGCUCCUGCCUGAUUCAUCCUUUGACCUCUGCAGAGCCCUGUGUGAAGAUGUGGCCUCGCUCAAGAGCUUCGACUCACUCACGGGCUGCGGGGAGAUCUUUGCAGAUGAGAGCUCAGUGCCAUCCCUGGAGCUGAAUGAGGGCCCGGAGAGCCCAGCCCAGGAAUCUCAGGCCCUGGAGGGCAAGGUUCCCAGGGGCCCCCUGCAGGGCAGUGUGGAGCAGCUGGCAUCACCUGCCCAGAAUGAAGCAUUGGACUUCAGCAAGUUCUGGGACAGCGUGAACCGCUCAGUGAGGCAGCAGCAGCGUGCCCUGCUGGGCCCAUGGCUGGUGGGCCCCCAGGGGACAGACACUGACCAGCCCAGGAUGGAUGCUGCUGGGCUUGCUGAGUUGCCCCUGUGCCCCUGCAGGGACCCCCACAGCAGCUCCAAAGCCAGCUCCAUAGACACAGGCACCCCCAAGAGUGAGCAGCCGGAGUCAGUGUCCACGAGUGACGAGGGUUACUACGACUCCUUCUCACCCGGCCUUGAGGAGGACAAAAAGGAGACCCUGAGCCCAGGAACACCUGCAGCCACCUUCCCCCGGGACAGCUACAGUGGGGACGCCCUCUAUGAGCUCUUCUAUGACCCCAGUGAGGGCCCUGUUGGCCCAAGCUUGGAUGAUGACCUGUGUGUGUCUGACAGUCUGUCAGGGCCAGCCCUGGGGACACCACUGUCUAUGUGCAGCUUCCACGUGGGGGCUGAGGAGAACCUGGCGCCAGCACCAGGCCCUGACCUGCUCAGCCAGGGCUUCCUGCAGAGCUCCUGGAAAGGCAAGGAGUGCCUGCUGAAGCUCUGUGACACUGAGCUCGCCAUCACCAUGGGCAUUGUCAACUGGCUCCGCCGUGGCCCAGAGCCCCGUGCUCCACCAGCCCCCACCCCUACCCCUGCUCCUGUCCCAGGGGAGCCUGCAGCCCCACCCAGCCCCCAGAGAGACCCCAGGGAGCCAGCAGAGAAGCUGGAGGACAAGGGGGCCUGGGCAGCAGAUGCAGGCAGGGCCACAGUGUGCUCAGCACCCAGCAGGCAGGAGCUGUGGACACACUCGGGUGCCAAAGGCCUGUUUGCUGGAGAAAAUGAGGUACCAGGGGGUGCCACAUGGGGGACCAGCAUGCGAUCCUGGGACCCCUCUCUGGAGGAAGGGACACGAGGCCACCCUGAAGGCUUGUUCUCUGUGGGGUCUACAGCCUCCAAGACAACAGACAAUUCCAGUAAAAACAAGGCCCCAAACCCUUCUGCCUGGCCCAGCUCCCAGAAGGAGGCCAGGCCUUCUGAAAACCUGGGGUGUUUUCAAGGCCCCUGGAAGCCAGGUCCCAGGGGAAGCACUCUGGAUGCAGAGCCCGUGCUGAUGGGCUGUGUGGCCCAUGUGGCAGCCCUGCAGAUCCUCCCAGAUGGCCAGCCCCUGGCCACAUGGUCUCCAAGGCAGGGCACAGGCAGUGGACUCUUUGGGCAGAGGUGGACAAGGGGCCCUGACAUUCUGCAGCAGAAACAGCCCAACAGCUCCCCCAGAAUGACCACCAUUCAUGUCCAGCCCUCCCCAGCCAGCCCACAGGAUCAGAGGUAUCAAGACCAAAUCCUGGACCUCAGCUGGCUCAGGGUGGACCCCACCAGGCCAAGUGCCCAGGCCUGUGCUUCCAUGGAGAAUCAGCCCCUGAAGUUCAGCACAGGGGCUGUGGAGCAGGCAACACACAUGGGUCAGCUGGACUCUGAGGCCCCCUUGGCUCCUGCUGCCCAUGAGAGCCCCGGGGACCACUUUCCAGAAAUCCUAGGCCUCACUUCAGAUAGCCAGCGGGAAAGGUGCCCCUCUGCAAGUGCUCCAGAAUGCCGCUGCAGCCUCCUGGCCCAUGAGGGCAUCCUCUGCAGCCAGCUGGAAGUGGGGGCCCCUAGGCCAGCCGUGGCCGAGCCUCACCUGUAGGAUGGGCUCACACUCACCAGGAGCUGCAUCUUGUGCCCACAUUCGGGAGAACCUAGGACCCAAAUUUCCAUUUUGUCCCUAAUGUGAGGACUGUGUUGGGGGAGGGGGCAGGACUCAGGCAAGCAGUGGUGUGGGUAUUUUCACAUGGAGGCAUCCCUGCCUGAACCCAGCAGCUCAGGCAGCCCAGGGCCAAGGACAGCUCAAAGCUGCAAACACCUCGCUGCUCCUCCUACAGCACGUCGGAGAGAGGAGCCCAGGCUUGAAACUGAUGGAAUGAAAAUGGGAAGUAGAGACAGCCGGCACGCUUUCACGGGGUAUGCAGUGGCAUGAGGCCCAAGAUUCAGGGCUGGUGACAGGUGGGGCAGAGCUGAAGAGGGCCCACCAGCCCCACCCCACCCUGCCGUCGGCCCCAUGACAGGCGGCCACAGCAUAGUGGAGGGCUUCGGGCUUCUUCUGGGGAACGCGAAGUGGAACCAGCUCCAUCUUGGCAAAGAGGCCUCAACCAACCCAUGUCAUGGCGUUACUAUGCGACCCUGCCAGGGCUGGCUGGACCCCGUCAGCCCUUGUGGAUGGUUGCUGCUGGAUUCCCUGCCACAAAUUAUCCAAACAAACCAUAAUUUUCCCCAACUCGCACUCUCUAACAGAAGCCAUGGAAGGCAAAAUGCUCUCUGGGAAGAAGCCAACUGACUCUUCCCAGUGCUGCUGUCUCCCUGCAGAUAGCAAAGGCCUUUGACUUGGUCCCUCCAUUCUAUCAGCAUCCCUGUUCCCCCACCCCUUCAGGAAAACUCACCUUUGAAUGGGGCUGUGCCCCUACCAGAAGCCACAACACAUACACAGUGCCCAAACAUUCAGAACCAUGACAGAAAAGGCAGCUGGUGUCCUCAGGAAAGCAGGUGUCUGUCUGGCCCAGUGUCAGGCCAGCAGGUGCAGGGACAGACGGCCCCUCCACAUUCUCUAGGAUUAGAUUCUACCUCAGCCAAAACGCUGCUGUGAGAUGCAAAGGAUGGGACGCUACAGGCAGCUAUGAAAUUGUUUCUAGAGGACAGGCCAGCAUAGGAAAGGGGAUAGGUCAGGUUGUGGGCAAACCACUGGAGAAGUCCCUUUUCAGGCAGAGCUUCCAUCGGGGAGGCAUGUGAGGUGUGCUGGCUCUGCUGGUGAGAAGAAGGUGGGGAAGGAACUCCAGAGGGGGCUGCAGUCUGACAAGGUGGUGCGGGCUUGUUGCCUCUCCUGAUUGUCUUACGCUUGGCUUCAGGCUAGAAAAUGCUCCAUGGCCCCAAUUCACAUUGGCUCACUGAGGACACGGGCUGCACGUCGCAGGGUCAGAAAGAUGCAGCAAGACUCCUGCUUGGCCCAUCCAGACCUGGGACCUUCUGUGAGGUCACAUCUGCCCCCACCCCCACGUGCCAGGACCUACACUUAGGAUCACGACAGCGUUUCUGAGCCUUGCUGUGAGCAGGUUACACAGAGAUCAGCUCACUGGAUCCCUACACCAACCCCAAUGCAGUUGUUAUCCUCAUUUUUCAGACCUAGAAACUGAGGCACAGAAUGCAGAUGUGACUUGCCCAUGGACACACACAAGUAGUGUUCAGGGGACAUGGAUCCUGCCCCUGGCUCCAAAGGCCCUGCUCUUUAGCAGGCUUCAGAACUUCUUGCUGAGUUCCCACAGCCAUCACCCCUCUCAGCCCUCACUGCUUCCUUCUACAGGCCCCAGAUGUCUGAGCACCCUCUGGAGCAAGCUACAUGGCUCCCCACAGCAGGCUGCGAGCCUGGGGUAGGUGCCCUCAGUCAGUCACAGCCUAUGGCUUUGUACUGCGCCUGACAGAGUAAGUGCUCAGUAAACACUGAAGGAGUGAAAAAUUGAAA
Messenger RNA from Galeopterus variegatus (Sunda flying lemur), 4476 nucleotides. It is a transcript of the gene AMER3, whose product is annotated as APC membrane recruitment protein 3. Gene Ontology annotation, molecular function: phosphatidylinositol-4,5-bisphosphate binding; beta-catenin binding. Gene Ontology annotation, biological process: regulation of canonical Wnt signaling pathway. The coding region runs from base 1 to 2613 and encodes 870 amino acids. The record is from RefSeq and is a predicted model, not a curated record. NCBI's taxonomy places the organism in Eukaryota, Metazoa, Chordata, Mammalia, Dermoptera, Cynocephalidae. The transcript has 2 exons. Gene Ontology annotation, cellular component: plasma membrane.